GAGAAGGAUGGCAACGUCAUCACCGAUGAGACCGAUAUUAAAACGUUGUCUUGGUUCUUUGUUCUUUCAUCGUUUAACAUUGCCUAGAUCAACAAAAUCUCCGUAUAUAAUCAUGAGCAGUUUCGCACAUUUUGCAACAAAAGCUAUUCAUAUUGGCAACGAACCUGAUCAAUGGAAAUGUCAUGCGGUUGUUCCACCGAUAUUCCUCUCUACCACGUUUGAAGAACAAGAACCAGCAGUCACUUAUGGUUAUGAUUACUCAAGAGCAGGCAAUCCAACCAGAGAUUGUUUUGAAAAAUGUGUUGCAUCAUUGGAGGAUGCCAAGCAUGGUAUUGCAACAGCUUCAGGAUUGGCAGCAUUAACAACACUGACACAUUUGUUGAAUGCUGGUGAUCAUGUUGUUGUCUGUGAUGAUGUAUAUGGAGGAACCAACAGAUAUUUUUCCAAGGUUUCAUCCAGAUUUAACCUAGAGUUCAGUAUGGUUGACGUCACAGAUAUAGAUAAGCUACAACAAGCUAUAAAGUCUAACACAAAGAUGGUCUGGAUUGAAACUCCUACAAAUCCCUUGUUGAAAUUAAUUGAUAUCCAAGCUGUAGCUGAUGUUGCUCAUAAAACCAAGGGCAUGAUUGUUGUUGUUGAUAAUACGUUUAUAACACCAUACUUUCAGAAACCAUUAAAACUUGGCGCCGAUAUCGUUACGCAUUCUGUCACCAAGUAUAUUAAUGGUCAUGCAGAUGUUGUCAUGGGAUUUAUCGCCACCAAUGACGAUACAAUUCACGAAAGACUACGUUUUCUACAAAACGCUAUGGGGGCUGUCCCUGGGCCAUUUAGUUGCUACCUAGCAUUACGUGGUGUCAAAACGUUGCAUUUACGCAUGCGUGAACACCAGAAAAACGCUUUUGAAGUGGCCAAGUUUUUGAAUUCAUCACCUCAUGUGGAGAAGGUAAUUUAUCCAGGUUUGGAGUCACACCCCCAACAUGACCUUGCGAAAAAACAAAUGUCAGGUUUUGGUGGUAUGGUCACUUUCUUUAUUAGUGGUAACCUUGAAACUGCUAAGAGAUUCUUCAAAUUCACCAAACUUUUCACUCUUGCUGAAAGCUUGGGUGGCUAUGAAAGUUUAACAGAACAUCCAGCCUUGAUGACUCAUGCAUCAGUUCCCGCGGAUCAACGUGAAGUGCUUGGAAUAUCCGAUACUUUGAUUCGUCUUUCUGUUGGCCUUGAAAACAGUGAAGAUUUGAUCAAUGAUUUAGAUCAAGCUCUGAAAGCUGCAUGUGCUUAAAUGCUCCGAUGUAUAACAUGAAGAACCAUAUCUCCUUAUUAACUGGUAAUCCGGUGAAGAUAAUUUGGAAUUAAAUUUACAGGAUCAUUCAUGGUAGACUAUCGCAGUGUGAAGACAAGUUAUUUAUCCGCGCAUGAACUCGUAGUUUAAAAUACGUAUCGACUAUUGCCCUUGUUAAAUUGGAAUGUAUCUGAUUUUACUGGAAGGGUUUGAGAAAUCUGCAUGUUAGCAAGUUAAUUUUUGAAAUUAAUUUAUUUAUAGUAAAUUUUAUAUGACUUGAAAAAGUUUUUUUUUCAAAACGUGAAAUACACCAAAGUUGUUAGUGAGUUGUUAGCCUGGAAAAGGCUACGUUACUCCCUACGUUAACUA
Molecule: messenger RNA, 1648 nt
Organism: Dendronephthya gigantea
Lineage: Eukaryota; Metazoa; Cnidaria; Anthozoa; Malacalcyonacea; Nephtheidae
Product: cystathionine gamma-lyase-like
Exons: 14
Coding region: 8-1279 (423 amino acids)
Biological process (GO): transsulfuration
Cellular component (GO): cytoplasm
Molecular function (GO): pyridoxal phosphate binding; cystathionine gamma-lyase activity
Source: RefSeq, a predicted model, not a curated record